This is a messenger RNA of Dracunculus medinensis (Guinea worm), 252 nucleotides long. NCBI's taxonomy places the organism in Eukaryota, Metazoa, Nematoda, Chromadorea, Rhabditida, Dracunculidae. The record is from the annotation of a GenBank genome assembly.
AUGAGUCGCCCAAAGAAGGGCGAUAGUACGGCUGACCAAAUAAAGAUAGCGACUCAACUUCGUGGAACAAUCAUGCCAAUAAAGAAGCGUGCACGUGCUGAAAAGGCUCGAGCAAUUACAGAUGGAGAAAGAAAAUUCGAAGUUUUCCGUUAUUUGCGUCGUGUGCGUGCUGAUAAACGUUUAAAAGGGGCACGUGAAAAGAAAGCUCGUGAAAUAGUCGAAGAAAAUGUUACUGUUGGAGGGCGUCGUUAA